Molecule: messenger RNA, 1419 nt
Organism: Radiomyces spectabilis
Lineage: Eukaryota; Fungi; Mucoromycota; Mucoromycetes; Mucorales; Radiomycetaceae
Exons: 4
Coding region: 345-995 (216 amino acids)
Molecular function (GO): protein binding
Source: RefSeq, a predicted model, not a curated record
GCCACUGCAACACAAGGUCAUACCAAUGGAUUUUUUUUUUAAAUUUGAUUCUCCUUUUCUUGGUAUUGCUUCUUUUUUCCUUUUCGAAUUCUCUCCUUGUUCUCGUCAUUCAUCGUCGCCUUCUUUCUUAUUUCUUCUACUCAACCAUUCCGUUAUCAUUUCAUCUUAUCCGACUUUCUGUAUCUUUCCAAAUCAUCUUCCUUCACUCAGUUCUCGCUUGUUUAUUCGUCUUGUUCCCAUAAUCGCUGGUACCACUUCAAUCCUUUCCUGUGGUACUCUCUCCUUGUUCAAUAUUUUUCAAACUUGUCACGUUUGCCACCAUUCCUCUAUUUCACUAUCGAUCAAUGAGCCUCAGCACUGUCAUUACUCUUGCUCUUGUACUGAAAAAGUUUGCCCGAAAAGGCGCUUUAGCCAAGAAUUUUCGUGCCAAGAAAGGAAUCCACCACAAUGACGAUCAUGACAAGAUCUCACUGAGUUCAUGUUCAACGGACGAUGAAGGAGUCGAUGUGAGCGAUAUUAUCGAUAAGAAACUGAAAACGGUGGUUGUAAAAGAAACCAUAAUCUCUUCCAAUGAACAACUACCAAUUUCUAAUGUACAAGUACCCGAUGAAUCCGAUGUUUCUGCUGAGCAGAACGUUUCCUAUACAACCAGUGAAACCGAUACAUUGUCGUCCCUUGAAGAAGACAUACCCAAGUGUGACCUGGCGAUUCCUGUCAAUAUCCGCGACUUUGCAUAUCCUGUAACAUCGCCGAUGCAUCGUGGCGAAACACCAAGGGUUUCUCAUCAAAUGUCCAGACAAUCACUGUCUUCACCUGAUUUCCAUGGCUGUCAUGCGCGCGCUUUAUACGAUUUUGUGCCUGAAACUGAGUACGAAAUCGGAAUGAAGGCGUCGGAUCCGGUAUGGGUUCAGUAUCGACAAUGCCCUGGUUGGCUGAUUGCCGAUGUCAAUGAUGAAACUGGAUUAAUACCGGAAUCUUAUGUGGAACUGUUAUAAUGUUAUAGGAGGACCAUUGUAAUUUUAAAGUGUUGUAUAAUUUUAUUUAUUUAUUGCUGGUGGGAUUUGAGUAACGUGCCGUUCCUGUGAGGUUGACAUGUUGUCUAUUUGCUGUUUUGUUCGCCUUUUUUCCAUUAUUGUAUUCCCUUGUCAUUCUAUUAUAUUACUGCAAUUUUUUCUGGAUUGUGUCUUAUUGCUUGUUUUAGAUAUAGCUUUUCCCUUUCUUGUCAAUAUAUCAAUGAAGAGAGAAUCAACUUGAACCUUGUCUAUUCACACAACUGUUUUCGCUGACCUCGUGCUUUUGACUGUCGAAACCCAUCAUGUAAGGGAAACAGACACAUGCAGACUAAAAUCUCACCAGCAUGUGACAUCGUUCUCGUCUUUGUUUGUGCUUUUGUCUAACAUGACCCCCUGAAGCUGUCAG